Molecule: messenger RNA, 300 nt
Organism: Aspergillus chevalieri
Lineage: Eukaryota; Fungi; Ascomycota; Eurotiomycetes; Eurotiales; Aspergillaceae
Exons: 1
Coding region: 1-300 (99 amino acids)
Source: RefSeq, a predicted model, not a curated record
AUGGUAUCCACAUUGCCAGUUCAUUGGCGAAGAGAGACUGGACUGCCACACGGCUCGGAAGUCAAGAAAGCUCUCUGGAUGAUCCCUGAUGAAGGCGGUCUCGACUUACCCAUCGCAGGAAGCUUCGACGAGUUUGGUUUCAGCGACAGCGGCAGGAUAAUGCUGAGAGGGUUUAUCGUUUCCUUUGGCGGUAUCCGUCGGCUCAGGAACCGGGUUGUCAGCGCUGGGCAUGUUACGUGGUGGUCCUGGUUGAUCUCCAUGCCGUCAUACCGGCUGCCCCCCACUGUAUGCCUGUUAUAA